This is a messenger RNA of Seriola dumerili (greater amberjack), 4351 nucleotides long. RefSeq names its product meiotic double-stranded break formation protein 1 (gene mei1). Gene Ontology annotation, biological process: meiosis I. The record is from RefSeq and is a predicted model, not a curated record. The coding region runs from base 1 to 3993 and encodes 1330 amino acids. NCBI's taxonomy places the organism in Eukaryota, Metazoa, Chordata, Actinopteri, Carangiformes, Carangidae. The transcript has 32 exons.
AUGAUGAGCGUAGAUAUUGUUUAUGACAAGAUCCACUUCCGACAUGACCCGAAAUGGAGCGGUCGACUGGGACCUGCCGAGGGCGGCGGGCUGCUGGUCUGUGUGGCCUGUAUCAUUGAAAUGAUUGAGAGUGAAGAUAUUGCGUCAGUGAGGAAGUUUGUUGCCUUGUCUGGUAUCAGUGGGGUGCUGAAGUGUUCUCCAGGCGCCUUGGGAGAGCUGCUCCAACAGGACAACAGAGUCUCUAUGCGUUUUACAGCUUCACUACUGGGGAUGCUUCACACCGUGGAGGAUCCAGCCACUCUGGAAAAGGUUCAUCAAGUGCUGGUUCAGCUGCUUUCAGAGCUGCAGAGUGAGGUGUUGUAUCGCUUUGUUUUGGAUGAGGUGCACAAACAGCUUGGUGACCAGCUCAGUGUGAAAGCUUCCCUGCCCACAUUUAACUUCUUGGGGACCCUGAUGGAAGCAGUCCCCAACGUGGCCCAAAGCCUGGUGACUGAGUAUGUGCCCUUGCUGGAGCAUCUGUGCUCUGCCAUGCUUUACCCAGAUGAAGCGCUGAAGGCUUCGGUGCUUUUUGUGUGGCUCAAACUGUUCGGGACAGCCGGGGGCUCGGCGGCCCAGUCUUUGCCCAUUGCCAUCAGGGACAGAGUGUGUAUCCUGUUGCUGCAGACCUUAACCAAUGCAUGCUCCCCACAGCUCAUCAACAACUGCACUGGCCUGCUGUGGCUGCUGGUGCAGCUGGGAGAGACAGUGUCAGUUCUGAUGAACAGUCAGAUCAUGUGCAGUGAGACCCAGGACAGCCGCACCAACAACAGCCAGGUCGUCUGCCAGAACCAAGAGCAACAGCCCCAUGACCACUGCCAUUUGCCUCUCAUACUGAAACAGCUGCUGCUGAGUGGCGAUGAGACGCUGCAGGUGACCAGCGCUAAGUGUAUUGCAUGUGUCCUGGUUCAUUCUCCCAGUCAGUACAGCGCUCCCUUCAUCAAGGCUGACGUACCUGAGUUUAUGUUCGACUGCCUGGCCAGUGCUAAUAAUGAGGUGCUGCUGUGGUCUGCCUAUAGCUGCUUGGUGUUACUGACCCAAGACCCACUGUUCUUCUCCCAGUGUCACUCUGUCUAUGGUAUUGAGUCCCUGGUGCGCAGUCUAAAAGAGGCUCUGCGGCUGUCCAACCUGGAAGUGCAGAAACAAGGUCUGCUGCUUCUCACUGAGAUACUGGAAAGGCAGCCCCCAAGUGUGCGCCUCUUCCCCACUGGUCCAGGGUUUGCGGCGGUUUCGGAGGCUGUGGUAGCGGGAGUCUCCUCCUCCUGCCUGCUGGUCGCCACGCAGGGUGCGAGCGCUGCCUCCGCCCUCUUCAGACUGAACCACCAGUCCAGACCGGUCCAGUACAAGGAGGUGGAAGGACUCGUGGAGGCCGUCACCAACAGAUUCUCUGAGCUGCCCCUCUCCUCCCCUGCUCAUCGGCGAAGCUCUGGGAGUUUGAAGAGGUCAGGCCCCAGCAGCCAGACUUCCAGGUCUGAAGCCUUUCUGCUCCAGGCCCUGGUUUGUUUUCAGGCUGCCUGCAGGUUGGCCGAGGAGUGUGCAUCAGAGCCCGUUCUGAAGGAGAACACGUUCACGGCUCCGUCUAAACACGGCCACGCUCAGGACUCGCUGGAGACCCUGUGUCACUGUCUGCUUCACUGCUGCGACUCCAUCUGGAUACCCACCGUCAUUAGGAUGUGUGAGCAUGCACCCAGCUCUCAGAUACUGCAGCACUUCUACUCCAUCUUAUCCUCCCAGUUCACCCUCCUCCCGUCUCUCAUGCCUGCCUUCGCAAAUAAGCUGGCGUCCUCUGGUUUCUACAGGCUGGCUCUGGAACACAAAGGCCUCCUCUGUGCGGGAAACAGGAACCAGAGUCUGAAUCUGUCUUGCUGUGGUUUUCUGCAGAAGCUCAGUAUGUGUCUGCUCUCCCAGCCAAACGCUGCUUCAGGCUCCUACCAGUAUGAUGCCGAGGAGGUGGAGAGUCUUCUGCUCUACAACCUUCCCUCCCUGUGUUGCCGUCUGUCGGACUGGCCCUCUCUGCUGCGCGAGGCUCCGGGACUCCAGCUGUGUGAAUACAAAGGACCAAGAGCCACUCAGUACUGUCUGGUGAUGAUGCUGCACCUCGCCCUGCAGCAGGGAGACAGGCUCCUCCCAGACCAGACUGUGUUCUCCAGUGUUCUGUGGCUGUUGCGUUCGGUGCAGGAGCAGGGCAGCGGCGCCGUGCCUCAUUCUGUGCUCCGCUCUGCCCUCUACCUGCUGGCAGUGACACAGGACAAGAGCCCCAGCCUCGACGGGGCUCCUUUGAACUGCGUCGGCAAGGCACUCUCCUCUUGCCAAAGCUUCUCCUCCCUCUACAUCCACCAUCCUGCACUCCUCCAUUUCGUCUGGCGCUAUCCGGAGCUAGCCGAGAAAUUUGGGCCUUUGGUCCUGGAGCUUUGGCUGACCAAGCAAGCACAGCACACAGCAGACGUGCAGGGGAAGGGAGGGAAGACAGGAAGCCGUGCAGAUGAGAGGCAGGAUCAGGAGCCAGACGCAGAAACCACGGAGCUUCUGACUGUGAUAGAGAAGUAUCCGGCUGUUACUCUGACCCUCCUGGAGAUGCUUUGCACCAGGGAGGCCCCCCUGGCAGAGCGAGCGCUGCGGGUGCUGGAAGUGCUUUUGAGGGGUCGAAGACACUGUGAGAAGGAUUUGUGUGCCAACCUCAGACCGGCACUCCUCCAGGCACUACAGAGGCUGAGUGUGGAGAACAUGGGGCUUGGACAGGGACGCACUGAACAGGUGAACUCGCUCCCUCUGCUGCUGAAGCUGCUCGGUGUGACUCAGGCCAGCGACCCGCCUUCAUCCUCCUCCUACAGUAAGAUGGAUGGAGUGCACUUCAAGCUUCUGUACCACGUAAGUAAUAUAGCAGGGAGGUUGAAGCCUACGAACACGGAGAGCCUGCUGCCUGCCCUCAGCUAUCUGCACUGCUGCCUGAGUCUGUCGCCUGCACACUGCACUGACAGAGCUGUCUCCAUGCUGCUCUCCAACGAUGGACUGAUGGACCAGCUGCAGACUGUCCUCGCCUCCUCCUCCUCCUCCUCAUCCUCUGCUCCAUCCCUCUCUCCAUCAGCCUGUCCUCCUCCUUCAGCCCUGCUGUGCUGCAGCCAUCUCCUCAUGUCCUCCCUCAUUACCUUGCAGCGUUUUCACUCCGCUCAGGUCCAUAAGAGCGUCAGUUGGAGUCUGGACGCAGCUGUGCAGCGACUCCUCCUUCAGAAAAGAAACACAGACAAUCUCUUGCUGGUCAGCUACCUGAGGCUGCUGCAGGCUCUACUCGACGUCGACUUGACAUCAGCGGUGGUAUGUGUGAGCACCGGUCCUGGUUUGGUCGGGCCCAGACCCCUGGGAGUCCAAGAUGGAGCUUUGUACCCGCUUGGCUCCAGAGGGGCCCGAUGCCUCUCAGCCGCUCUCAGUGGACUUCUUUUACAGAAGCACGAGCUGCUGCUGAGAGCCUCAGUCAACUGCCUAAGCUCCCUCCUGGGCUUCCUUCAGAGGAAGAGUCCUAUUACAGGUACCAGACAGAGGCGGGUAGGGAGUGAUCAGCCAUGGAGUCGAUUCCUCCUCUACAGCUUGCUCAGCUCGGGAGAGAGCUGCCUCCUCCACCCUGCCAUUCUCAGACUCAUCACACUUCUCCUGCAGCACAGCAGCACAGCAGCUCUGUGGGAGCCUGACCUGCUCCAGGUGAUGGAGGCGGUGGAGAGGAAGGGGGUGAAGGAGCUUAGCCAGGAAGCAGCACAGGCCCUCAGGCUGCUCCUCACACAGAUCCAGAGCAGCGUCCUGCAGCCGCCGCCCACAGAGCAGCGCGAGCAGAGAGUGAGGGAUAUGAUGGAGGCCCUCGGCCCACAGACACCAGCCGUGAGCUGCAGCCCCAGUCUGCCCAGCAACAUCCUGCAUGUUGGAGACGUGUCCAUCUGUCUGUCCGACUUUACGCUGAGAGCAGGCUGAUGUCUCCCCGUUAACUGAUUCAUGCGGUUUAGAAAUUAUUACUCUGUUAGUUCCACGGUUCUUUUCAUUGUUCAUUAAUUGUUAAUUGCUAAUUGCUCUUCUCGUAAAAGCAGCACAUGCUCCUGUCUAGAUUGUAGUGUCACAGUGAAAGAGUUUACAGCUUGUACUUGUUCUUUGAGAGUUAAGCUUAAUUAAUAACAUUUGUGCCUUUGAUACAGGACAACUUAAUUGCUCAUGAUAUGAUACCGUUACGUGCGCUGGGUGUCUCUGCUGUUUCCUGGAGCACCUAACGGACUCAUACGUCCUCAUUUGGAGAUUUUUGUGCUCAUAAAAAUUUGACUUCUUUUUGAAUUUUACA